Molecule: messenger RNA, 1002 nt
Organism: Trichechus manatus latirostris (Florida manatee)
Lineage: Eukaryota; Metazoa; Chordata; Mammalia; Sirenia; Trichechidae
Gene: AQP7
Product: aquaporin 7
Exons: 6
Coding region: 1-1002 (333 amino acids)
Biological process (GO): glycerol transmembrane transport; water transport
Cellular component (GO): plasma membrane; basolateral plasma membrane
Molecular function (GO): urea transmembrane transporter activity; glycerol channel activity; water channel activity
Source: RefSeq, a predicted model, not a curated record
AUGGCCCCAUGGUCCAUGAUAACGAGGAUACAGGCGAAAAUGCAGAGGAACAUGGUGCGGGAGUUCUUCGGCGAGUUGAUCAGCACAUAUGUCAUGAUGGUGUUUGGCCUUGGCUCCGUGGCCCAUAUGGUUCUAGGAGAGAAUAAAUUUGGGAGCUACCUUGGUGUCAACUUGGGGUUUGGCUUCGGAGUCACCAUGGGAGUGCACAUAGCAGGGGGCAUCUCUGGGGCCCACAUGAAUUCAGCUGUGACCUUCACCAGUUGUGCUCUAGGCCGCAUGUCCUGGAAGAAGUUUCCUGUCUAUGUACUGGGUCAGUUCCUGGGCUCAUUCCUGGCUGCUGCCACCAUCUACUGCCUCUUCUACACGUCCAUCAACCACUUCUCAAAUGGACAUCUGACAGUGACCGGUCCCACAGCCACUGCUAGCAUUUUUGCCACCUACCUUCCCAGUCACAUGACGUUGUGGCUGGGCUUCCUCAAUGAGGUAUUAUUGACAGGAUUGUUGCAGCUGUGUCUCUUCGCCAUCACGGACAAGCAGAACAACCCAGCACUGGAAGGGACACAGGCCCUGGUGAUCGGCAUCCUGGUCGUCAUCAUUGGGACAUCCCUAGGCAUGAACACAGGAUAUGCCAUCAACCCAUCCCGGGACCUGCCUCCCCGCUUUUUCACCUUCAUUGCUGGCUGGGGCAGUGAAGUCUUCAGAGCCGGGGACAACUGGUGGUGGGUGCCAGUGGUGGCUCCGCCCCUGGGUGCCUGCAUAGGCGGCAUCAUCUACCUGAUCUUCCUUGGCUCCAACACCCCACGGGAACCGAAGACUAUGAGGGAGCCCAAUAUGCAUGAAGAGCACAGGAUAUCCGUGUUGCCCAAGACCGGGUCUCAGUCAUCCAAGACCUCUCCCCUCACCGGGGUCUCUGUGUCCUCUAAGCUCUCUCACAAGAGCAGACUCCCGGCCCAGCCUGUCCCACCCUUAAGUGACUCAGCCAUCUCCCUAGAGCGCUUCUAA